AUGGCUGCAGGAAAUUAUACCACAUUGUCUGAGUUUAUUCUUGCUGGGCUAACAUAUAAACCAGAACUCCAGCUGCCUCUGUUUCUUGUCUUCCUGGGAAUCUAUACGGUCACAGUGGUGGGGAACUUGGGCAUGGUCAUAUUGAUUGGACUCAGUUCUAACCUGCACACCCCUAUGUACUACUUCCUCAGCAGUUUAUCCUUCAUUGAUCUCUGCCAUUCCACUGUCAUCACCCCUAAAAUGCUGGUGAACUUUGUGACAGAGAAGAACAUCAUCUCCUACCCUGAAUGCAUGACUCAGCUCUACUUCUUCCUUAUUUUUGUUAUAUCAGAAUGUCACAUGUUAGCUGUCAUGGCAUAUGAUUGCUUUGUUGCCAUUUGCAACCCAUUGCUUUAUAAUGUCACCAUGUCUUAUCAGGUCUACUCCUGGUUGAUAGUCAUGGUUUAUAUGAUGGGUUUUAUUGGUGCCACAGCUCAUACAGUUUGUAUGCUAAGAGUGGUUAUUAGCAAGGUUAAAAUAAUCAAUCAUUAUUUCUGUGAUCUUUUUCCACUACUGGAGCUCUCCUGCUCCAGUACAUAUAUCAAUGAAGUGACAGUUUUAUGCUUCAGUGCAUUUAAUAUUGUUGUGCCAGCUCUCACCAUCCUUGGCUCCUAUGUCUUCAUAAUUGUCAGUAUCUUGAAAAUCCGCUCAGUUGAGGGCAGGUCUAAAGCCUUCAGUACAUGCAGCUCCCACAUCACGGCCGUUUCUAUUUUCUUUGGUUCUGCAGCAUUCAUGUACCUGCAGCUAUCAUCAGUCAGUUCCACAGAUCAGGGUAAAGUGUCUUCUGUGUUUUACACCAUUAUUGUUCCAAUGCUUAACCCUCUGAUCUAUAGCUUGAGGAAUAAGGAUGUCAAAGUUGCUCUAAAUAAAAUCCUUGGGGAAAAAACCCAAACUCCUUUGUUUUAG
This is a messenger RNA of Elephantulus edwardii (Cape elephant shrew), 945 nucleotides long. RefSeq names its product olfactory receptor 150-like. The coding region runs from base 1 to 945 and encodes 314 amino acids. The record is from RefSeq and is a predicted model, not a curated record. Gene Ontology annotation, molecular function: olfactory receptor activity; odorant binding; G protein-coupled receptor activity. NCBI's taxonomy places the organism in Eukaryota, Metazoa, Chordata, Mammalia, Macroscelidea, Macroscelididae. Gene Ontology annotation, biological process: G protein-coupled receptor signaling pathway; sensory perception of smell. The transcript has a single exon. Gene Ontology annotation, cellular component: membrane.